AUGGAGAAGAAAGAGCAACAACUGAAUGAGAAUCACAAGAGCAAGAGCAUUCACGAUAUUCUCCCUCUUGAGCUGAUUCACAUAAUCUUACUUAGGGUUCCGCUCAAACAACUCGGUCGCCUCAAGUGCGUUUCAAAGCUUUGGAACACUCUCAUUUCCGAUCCACACUUUGCGGAAUCGCAUCUUCACCUCCCUGCCGCACCCACCCAUGUAUGCCUCUUCAUAAGUAACUACUCCAAGACUUGCUCCGUUGACAUUGACGCAGCAUUUCACGACUACAAUUGUGCUACUGCAGCAAAAGAGGUAUCUCUCCCUUUCAAGAUGAAAACACAUUAUGGUUUUGAAGUUAUGUGCUCCUGCAGAGGCUUUGUUCUCUUACACCGAGCCCGGCAUUUUUUUAUCGUAUGGAAUCCAUUGACUGGAUCCAGCAAAAGAGUAUCCUACUCUCACAUUGUUUCUCGUAGUAAUCCCGUUUAG
Messenger RNA from Arachis ipaensis, 477 nucleotides. Lineage: Eukaryota; Viridiplantae; Streptophyta; Magnoliopsida; Fabales; Fabaceae. The record is from RefSeq and is a predicted model, not a curated record.